UUCCCAAAGAAAGGACUAGCUAGGAGCAGCCAUGGACCUGGUCAUCUAAAGAUUUGAUGAAGCGAAAGCUUGGACCGUCGAACCGAUUGGCGAAGCAGAUCGGUCGAAUGGCAAUGAACAGUAGGAAAUCUUCUGGUAUGGUGUCGGAAAACUAGAGAGAAGAGAAGACAACCAUUGCAGAGGAAAGAGGAUCGGAGAGCUGCGAGAACAGUCCCCUGUAAAAACCCAAGAGCAAAGGCAAGAAUAGCCUUUACGGGGGGCAAUUCUCUCACAGUUCUGCUUAGUUUACGCUAAUGGAAGCAUCUUUUCGAGCUUGGAGUUUCGUUGUUUGACAUAAACACAAUAGUUCAUUAGGUGCAUGAUCGCGUCGUUUGUUUUUCAGAUUUGGUUGCAAUGGAAGCGUUGAUUGAGCUCUGCGACUUGAUUGCGCAGAAUCCAGCCCUGUUCUCUGAAAAGUUAUCGUGGAUUUGUAGUCGAUGUCCUCCAUCUGAGGUUUUUCUUGCUGGAUCUCCUGCCAUUUCGCGUUCUCAGCUCAAUGCAGUGCUCGCCGUUGCCCGACUUCUCUCUAAAUGCCCCGACUCGGUCGGUCUGCGCCCCAAAUCUGUCGUCAUCGAGUUUAUUCGCUCAAUUCCUCUGUCAUUCAACUUGUCUUUCUGGCCGCAGUCCUAUGGAAAUGAUGCUAUCGCUUCGUUUUAUGCUGAAUUCAUGAAUUACACGUCGAAAGCCUGCGAAUUAUCCACAGAAUUUGCCACGGAGAUUUCGGGAUUCACGAGUGAGGUUGUAUUGUCUGCAAUUGACGAUUGCAGCGAAGGUUCGCCCAUUUCUAGGGCUUUUCUCGUGGCUAUGUCGAAAAGUUUUAUCCCAAUUCUCCCUUCGGAUGCAGAUAAGCUGGUUAGUUGCAUUCUUGAUCGUUUUUUGAUAUCAGAAGCUGCCCCUGGAACGCCAAGGGAACAGAUUAGGGCAAACUCUGAGGCCUCGUCGUCUCAGGGUUCGCCAUUGAGUGUAAGUCAUCAUCCGUUGAAUGGAGGUUUAAGUCCUGGAAACGAGAACGGCCAAGUGUCGGGUUCCUUGAGCAGCGGCGGUUCACGUAUCACUGACGACGCUACUAGUGCAUCCUCAAGAGGGUCGGGGAUGAUGAACGGAAGCAGCCUUCUUUGGAAGAGUGGUGUAGACCAAUUGGGUAUGAAUUUAGGAGUCAGUGAGGGUGGGGGUGUAGCUUCUGUUAGGCAACAAGUUACCGUCUUUGAAGACGAGUCUAUCGAGAAUUUGGAGAAGCAGGAGAUUGCCUUCAAAUUGGUGACCCACAUUUUAGAUAAUUCUUCUUUUGAUGCUAGACUUUGGGAGCAGAUGAGAGCACUAUUAAAGAAGCAGCUUCAGACAUUGCCAACUUUUCUAAAGAUUAAGAAGCGGGACUGGAGUGAACAGGGUUCAGUUUUAAAAGCAAGAAUUAAUACUAAACUCUUGGUUUAUCAAGCUGCAGCCAGGUUAAAGAUGAAGGCCGUUGCUUCUCUUGAUUUUGAUGGGAAACCGGCCAAGAAGUUGAUAUUUGAGACUUUUGCAUUAUUGAUGGAUGCUGCCGAAGCCUGUUUACUUUCUGUGUGGAGAAAGUUGAGAAUCUGUGAAGAACUCUUUGGUUCCUUGCUUACUGGACUGGCACAAAUUGCUGUUGCCCGUGGAGGUCAGCCAUUACGCGUGUUGCUCAUCCGUCUUAAACCUCUGGUUUUGACGGUGUGUGCACAGGCUGACACUUGGGGCAGCAGCCAGGGGGCAAUGUUUGAAAGUGUCUUGAAAACAUGUUGUGAGAUAAUUGAAUCUUGUUGGACCAAAGAUCGCGCACCUGUUGACACAUUUAUCAUGGGAUUGGCAACGAGCAUUCGUGACCGAAAUGAUUCUGAGGAGCAGGAUGACAAAGAGAAACAGGCAGUUCCUAUGCAACUUAAUGUCAUUCGUUUGUUAGCUAAGAUGACUGUUGCAGUUAACAAGUCUGAGGUUGUGGACAUGAUAUUGCCCCUUUUCAUUGAGAGUCUAGAAGAGGGUGACGCAUCUACUCCUGGCUUAUUGCGACUUCAACUUCUUGAUGCUGUAUCCCGCAUGGCAAGCCUGGGUUUUGAGAAGUCUUACCGAGAGACAAUAGUUCUGAUGACAAGAAGUUACUUAAGUAAACUUUCUAGCAUAGGAUCUUCUGAAAGCAGAACAUUGGCUCCAGAAGCAAAUACAGAACGGGUCGAGACACUUCCUGCAGGAUUUCUUCUUAUUGCCAGUGGUCUUAAGGGUGCUAAACUACGGUCGGAGUAUCGACAUAGAUUACUCUCUCUAUGUUCAGAUGUUGGCCUGUCUGCCGAAUCUAAGAGUGGCAGAAGUGGAGCAGAUUUUCUGGGACCUCUACUGCCUGCAGUUGCUGAAAUAUGUUCUGAUUUUGAUCCGACAAUGAAUAUAGAGCCAUCCCUUUUGAAGUUAUUUAGAAACUUGUGGUUUUAUAUUGCUCUUUUCGGCUUAGCACCUCCCAUACAAAAAUCUCAACUUCAGACAAAAUCAGUUUCCAGUAUGUUAAACAGUGUGGGAAGCAUGGGUGCAAUUGCUCUGCAAGCUGUGAGUGGACCAUACAUGUGGAAUACACAGUGGUCAUCUGCUGUUCAGUUCAUUGCUCAAGGGACUCCUCCACUUGUUGUAAGUUCAGUUAAGUGGCUAGAGGAUGAGUUGGAACUCAAUGCUCUCCACAAUCCGGGUAGUCGGCAAGGGAGUGGUAAUGAGAAAGCUGCUUUAUCAGUUGCCUAUUACAUAGUUUAUUGUUUGGAUGUAUUUUUUAGUAGAAUGGUAUUUUCAUUCUUGCCAUCUCAAAUUAGUUUAUUUCAUUUUGUAGGUGUCAAGGCUACAUAUCUUCUUGCAGUGUCUUUUCUAGAGAUUAUACGUUUCAGUAGCAAUGGUGGCGUACUUAAUGGUGGCUCAAAUUUAAAUGCUUCUAGGAGUGCCUUCAGUUGUGUUUUUGAGUACCUUAAAACACCAAAUCUUUUGCCUGCUGUUUCCCAAUGUUUGACCGCAAUGGUACACGGGGCAUUUGAAACUGCAGUUUCGUGGCUGGAUGAUCGGAUUUCUGAAACUGGUAAUGAAGCUGAGGUCAGAGAUUCAACUCUAUUUGCUCAUACCUGUUUUCUUAUAAGGAGUAUGUCUCAAAGGGACGAACAUGUUCGAGAUAUUGCAGUUAACUUGCUGACACAACUCAGAGAUAAGUUUCCCCAGGUUAUGUGGAAUUCAUCUUGUUUGGAUUCCCUGCUCUUUUCAAUGCAUAAUGAUGCACCUUCGGCUGUUGUCACUGAUCCUGCUUGGGUUGUAACAGUUCGUUCUUUGUACCAAGGGGUUGUUCGGGAAUGGAUCAUCAAAUCUUUGUCAUAUGCUCCUUGCACUAGCCAAGGUCUCCUUCAGGAAAAACUAUGCAAAGUUAAUACAUGGCAAAGAGCUCAGCAUACACCUGAUGUGAUUUCUCUUUUAUCUGAGAUACGGAUAGGCACUGGCAAAAAUGAUUGCUGGACUGGCAUACAAACAGCGAAUAUUCCUGCUGUCAUGACUGCUGCAGCUGCAGCUUCAGGCGCUGACUUAAAAUUGACAGAAGCCUUUAAUUUGGAGGUGCUCGGAACUGGUAUGGUCAGUGCAACAGUCAAAUGCAACCAUGCUGGGGAAAUUGCUGGUAUGAGAAGGUUGUAUAACAGCAUUGGUGGAUUUCAGACUGGUGUUGCUGCUCCAACUGGUCUUGGGUUUGGUCAGGGCUUUCAGAGGCUGAUAUCUGGAGCAUUUCCCCAAAAACCACAGAACGAGGAUGAUUCAUUUAAUGGGAUUUUAAUUAUGAAAUUUGUGCAGUCACUUCAACAGUUUGUUAGUGGAGCAGAAAAAGGCUGUGGACUUGACAAAUUGAAAUUUCGUGAAACUUGUUCUCAGGCAACUGCAUUACUUCUUUCAAACUUGGCUUCUGAAUCAAAAACAAAUAUAGAGGGCUUUGCACGACUUAUACGCCUUCUUUGUUGGUGUCCGGCCUACAUUUCCACCCCUGAUGCGAUUGAAACUGGUGUAUUUAUUUGGACUUGGUUGGUUUCUGCUGCACCAGAGCUUGGAUCAUUUGUCCUUGCUGAGCUUGUUGAUGCGUGGUUAUGGACAAUUGAUACCAAACGGGGUCUCUUUGCAUCGGAGGUCAAGUAUUCAGGACCUGCUGCCAAGUUAAGGCCUCACUUAUCUCCUGGGGAGCCUGAAGUGCAGCCUGAGAUUGAUCCUGUUGAACAAAUAAUUGCUCAUAGAAUAUGGCUUGGAUUCUUUAUUGACCGCUUUGAGGUAGUUCGACACAACAGUGUUGAGCAAGUCUUGCUCUUUGGUCGUUUGCUUCAGGGGUCCACUAAGCCCCCAUGGAACUUUUCACGUCAUCCUGCAGCAACUGGUUCCUUUUUCACUCUGAUGCUUCUAGGGCUUAAGUUUUGUUCGUGCCAAUCCCAGGGCAACCUGCAAAACUUUAAAACUGGGCUUGAGCUGCUGGAGGACCGGAUAUAUAGAGCAUCUCUAGGAUGGUUUGCUCAUGAGCCAGAGUGGUACGAUGUAAAACAUGUGAACUUUGCUCAAAGUGAGGCUCAAUCUGUGUCCAUAUUUCUUCAUUAUCUUUCAAGUGACCGUGGAAAUGGUCUGCAAUUUGAUGCAAAAACACGUGGGCGUGAAAAUGGUAUUUCUGUGGUUAAUUCGAAAGAUCAAUAUCACCCUGUAUGGGGCCAUUUGGAAAAUUAUGCUGUGGGAAGAGAAAAAAGGAGGCAACUACUUUUGAUGUUAUGCCAGCAUGAGGCUGAUAGACUUGAAGUUUGGGCACAGCCAAAUAUUAAGGAGAGUACACCUUCUCGACCCAAGCUAAGCUCUGAAAAAUGGAUAGAACAUGUUAGGACUGCCUUCUCUGUGGAUCCACGAAUUGCCUUUUCUAUGGUCUCAAGGUUUCCAACAAAUGCGUCCUUAAGAGUUGAAAUGAAUCAACUAGUACAGUUGCACAUAUUGGAUAUUCGUUCCAUUCCUGAAGCAUUGCCUUAUUUCGUCACACCAAAAGCUGUUGAUGAAAAUUCUGAACUUCUAAGACAGUUGCCACAUUGGGCCGCUUGUUCAAUUACACAAGCUCUUGAGUUCCUCACUCCUGCUUAUAAGGGGCAUCCACGUGUUAUGGCAUAUGUUCUUAGGGUUUUGGAAUCCUAUCCUCCUGAAAAGGUUACUUUUUUCAUGCCACAGUUGGUGCAGGCUUUGCGAUAUGAUGAAGGGAGGUUGGUUGAGGGAUAUUUACUUAGAGCAGCUCAAAGGAGUGAUAUAUUUGCCCAUAUACUGAUCUGGCACCUACAGGGUGAGACUUCUGUACCAGAUUCUGGGAAAGACGCCAACUCCGGGAAGAAUGGUUCAUUUCUAGCGUUAUUGCCAGUUGUAAGGCAGCAUAUAAUUGAUGGUUUCACUCCCAAGGCUCUUGACUUAUUUGAAAGAGAGUUCAAUUUCUUUGACAAAGUUACAUCUAUAUCUGGUGUUCUCUUUCCACUUCCCAAGGAUGAACGUCGAGCUGGCAUCAGGAGGGAGUUGGAGAAAAUUGAAAUGGAGGGUGAAGACCUAUAUCUACCAACUGCAACAAACAAGCUUGUCCGUGGGAUUCAAGUAGAUAGUGGAAUACCCUUGCAGUCGGCCGCAAAAGUUCCUAUCAUGAUUACAUUCAAUGUCGUCAAUCGGGAUGGGGACCCAAAUGAUAUAAAACCCCAAGCUUGCAUUUUCAAGGUUGGAGACGAUUGCCGACAAGAUGUUCUUGCUCUGCAAGUGAUAGCACUUCUUAGGGACAUCUUUCAAGCAGUUGGGAUUAAUCUCUAUUUGUUUCCAUAUGGCGUUCUCCCAACUGGACCUGGUAGAGGUAUUAUCGAGGUCGUUCCUAAUACACGAAGCAGAAGUCAGAUGGGUGAAACCACUGAUGGGGGCCUGUAUGAGAUCUUUCAGCAGGACUACGGGCCAGUAGGCUCUCCAAAUUUUGAAGCAGCACGUGAGAACUUUAUCAUCAGUAGUGCAGGUUAUGCCGUGGCCAGCCUGUUACUUCAACCAAAGGAUAGGCACAAUGGCAAUCUUCUAAUCGACAACACUGGAAGGCUCGUCCAUAUCGAUUUUGGUUUCAUACUUGAGACAUCGCCUGGGGGAAAUAUGCGCUUCGAGAGUGCACACUUCAAGCUAAGCCAUGAGAUGACUCAACUUCUUGAUCCCUCUGGGGUUAUGAAGAGUGAAACCUGGAACUUAUUUGUAAGCUUGUGUGUGAAGGGUUACCUUGCUGCCCGCCGUCAUAUGGACGGUAUCAUCAACACCGUAUUAUUAAUGCUGGACAGUGGAUUACCCUGCUUCAGUCGUGGUGAUCCGAUUGGAAAUCUUCGGAAGAGAUUCCAUCCCGAAAUGAGUGAGCGUGAAGCAGCCAAUUUCAUGAUCCGUGUCUGUACCGAUGCAUAUAACAAAUGGACAACUGCAGGCUAUGACUUGAUACAGUACUUGCAACAAGGCAUUGAGAAGUAAGGUAUUUUUUUUUUAACUCGAGACUUUCAAAUGUUAGUUUCCCCCCCUUCGUUACUCUUCCUCCUAUUUUUUGAGUGAUUUUCUUGAGAUCCCUCGGCCCUGUAAAAAUGGCUAAAAUACAAGUUACCUGGUUUCUGUCUUAUUUUCCGACUCGAGCAGUAUCCUUUGACAAUCGAUGCAGUUUCGGUCGGGGUAACAUGAAGUGAUCAUUUUUGUACAUUCUUCAUUGUUUAUUGAGAUCAAUCUAAAUUAUUAUCUUUAGAAGCCUUUUCUGA
Molecule: messenger RNA, 6812 nt
Organism: Momordica charantia (bitter melon)
Lineage: Eukaryota; Viridiplantae; Streptophyta; Magnoliopsida; Cucurbitales; Cucurbitaceae
Source: RefSeq, a predicted model, not a curated record